GUUGUUGGUGCACUAAUGACACUGGAUCCGCUUCUCUCUGUCGAUAACAGAGUGUUAAAGGUUUACGGUGCGAGUUGAUAAAACUCGCUCUAAUGGCUGUGGCUGCUCCGGCUCUGCAUCACCACCUACGGCUCCGCUUCUCGAACCCAAUAACACGAACAAGGCCGUCUCUUCCCGGCGGAGCAACCGCGUUCCUCACCCAUUUGCAAAUUCACCAGAACUCAGCCCGCAUCUCUCUCAUCUCCUGCUCUUCAACUUCUAAGUCCACUGAAGCCAAUACAGACACCCCCGAGUCUUGUGUGAAUUUGGGUCUCCAGCUCUUCUCCAAAGGACGGGUUAAAGAUGCUUUAGUUCAGUUUGAAACAGCACUGAGUUUGGAUCCCAACCCAAUCGAGGCCCAGGCUGCACUGUAUAACAAAGCCUGCUGUCACGCCUACAAAGGGGAAGGAAGGAAAGCUGCUGAUUGUCUACGUACCGCCUUGAGAGAAUAUGACCUCAAAUUUGGCACAAUUUUGAAUGAUCCCGACUUGGCCUCUUUCAGAGCUUUGCCUGAAUUUAAGGAAUUGCAGGAAGAGGCUAGACUAGGUGGGGAAGAUAUAGGCUACAGUUUUAGGAGAGAUCUCAAACUCAUUAGUGAAGUCCAAGCACCAUUCCGUGGGAUUAGGAGAUUCUUUUAUGUAGCAUUCUCUGCAGCUGCAGGAAUCUCAACGUUCUUUACUGUACCCCGGCUGUUCCGUGCAUUUCAAGGUGGUGAUGAUGCCCCUGAUCUCUGGGAAACUGCUGGCAAUGUUGCCGUUAAUGUUGGAGGUCUUAUUGUUCUUGUGGCAUUGUUUUUAUGGGAAAACAAGAAGGAGGAGGAACAACUUUCACAAAUAUCUCGCGAUGAAAAUCUAUCAAGAUUGCCAUUGCGCCUCUCCACCAACCGGGUUGUUGAGCUUGUGCAGUUGCGAGACACUGUUAGGCCUGUUAUUUUGGCAGGGAAGAAGGAGACUGUUGCCUUAAGUAUCCAGCAGGCAGCAAGAUUUCGAACCGAGCUCCUGAGAAGAGGUGUUCUUUUAGUUCCUGUCAUCUGGGAUGAAGUUAAGGUACCUCAAAUAGAGAAGAAAGGCUUCGGUACACCUUCAAAGGCAGCUGCUGCUCUUCCUUCUAUUGGGGAAGAUUUCGAGAAACGAACUCAGUCUAUAACUGCAAAGUCAAAGUUAAAAGCUGAAAUCCGAUUCAGGGCUGAGGUUGAAUCCCCUGGAGAAUGGGAAAGGUGGAUAAAGGAUCAGCAAAAGUCCGAAGGAGUUGCUCCUGGAGAGGAUGUCUACAUUAUACUGCGCCUAGAUGGUCGAGUUCGAAGAUCAGGGAAAGGCAUGCCGGACUGGCAACAAAUUGUGCAGGAGCUGCCACCAAUAGAAGCAUUACUUAGUAAACUCGAAAGAUAGGAGAGUUUUUAUGGAUGCCUCUGUUAGGCAAUCAUCUGGUUCUUACACUUCCCAACCCCCAUAAGAUUUCCUUCAACUUCAUCCCUUUCGGGUCAUUUUGUAUUACUAAUACGUCUGCAGACGCACAAUUCAUGUACAUUCCACUGAUGUAUUGUAAAUUUUACCACGAACAGUGAAUUUUAGACGGGUGGAAAUAUAUUUCGAUUUUUUAUUAUAUACAACGCAGUUUCUUGGU
Malus domestica (apple) is the source of this 1662-nucleotide messenger RNA. RefSeq names its product protein LOW PSII ACCUMULATION 1, chloroplastic-like. Gene Ontology annotation, biological process: photosystem II oxygen evolving complex assembly. Gene Ontology annotation, cellular component: chloroplast. Gene Ontology annotation, molecular function: protein binding. The record is from RefSeq and is a predicted model, not a curated record. NCBI's taxonomy places the organism in Eukaryota, Viridiplantae, Streptophyta, Magnoliopsida, Rosales, Rosaceae.